AUGGGGAAUUCUGGGAAAAGAACUGCAUCUUUUUUGUUUGUUCUUUCUCUAUUAACCCUCAAGGUGACCGGAAGAUUGUUACAACAGUACAGUUCAUCUGAGUUCGUUUCUGAUGGCGUCGAUCGUGUUCAAGACGACGAACCCUCUUUUCUACUCCUCAGAGGAAUGGAUUUUUCGUCGGAGCAGGAUCGGUGCGAGCAAAUGUACGGGUUCUUGCCGUGCUCAUACAGUCUUAUGGGUCAUCUCUUCCUCAUAGUUGUGUAUGAAUACCUGUUAUUUCAUGGAGAGUCCUAUGUGAUUACUGGAGGAGAGAGAAUAUUCAAGAUUCUUGGUCCUGGUGUGUUUGGUGCAAGUGCAUUCCAGAUCCUUGGUGCCCUUCCUGAGUCCUUAAUUCUUCUUGCAUCUGGACUUGUGGACAAAGGAGAGGGUCCUCAAGAGUACGUGCAAACCGCAGUUGGGUUGCUAGCCGGAACAACAAUCUUGCUUCUCACACUACUUUGGGGAACUUGUGUCAUCCUUGGCAGUCAAGAUUUUCCAACCACAUCAAAUGUUGGAGAAAAUCAUCUGCACAAACAAUCAUCACUAUUGACUGUGGCAUUAGGACUGUCCAUGGGCCACUUCAGCUUGUGCCAUGUGGUGGCACAUAACUGGGCCGACAAAAUGCUGUCCCCGGUAUGUGAAAGUAACCCACCUGUGGCAUGGGCUGGCACUGGUAAUGGUGUGACGACAGAUAUGGAGACUAGUUAUACUGCAAGAAUUAUGGGACAUGGACAUGAAUUAGGACUGUGCGGGAUUGAUGCCCUCGAAUGGACCCCCAUCGGAAAAGAGCAGCCAGUCAGGGAACAAGUUGAUGGAGGCUUGAGAUACAAGAAAACCACAUGGGUAUGA
This is a messenger RNA of Ilex paraguariensis (yerba mate), 888 nucleotides long. NCBI's taxonomy places the organism in Eukaryota, Viridiplantae, Streptophyta, Magnoliopsida, Aquifoliales, Aquifoliaceae. The record is from the annotation of a GenBank genome assembly.